Messenger RNA from Neomonachus schauinslandi (Hawaiian monk seal), 1170 nucleotides. It is a transcript of the gene HTR1B, whose product is annotated as 5-hydroxytryptamine receptor 1B. Gene Ontology annotation, biological process: vasoconstriction; adenylate cyclase-activating adrenergic receptor signaling pathway; regulation of behavior. Lineage: Eukaryota; Metazoa; Chordata; Mammalia; Carnivora; Phocidae. Bases 1 to 1170 code for a protein of 389 amino acids. The transcript has a single exon. The record is from RefSeq and is a predicted model, not a curated record. Gene Ontology annotation, molecular function: G protein-coupled serotonin receptor activity. Gene Ontology annotation, cellular component: plasma membrane.
AUGGAAGACACCGGCACUCAGUGCGCCCCGCCGCUGCCCGCGGGCUCCCAGACCGGGGUUUCUCAAGCCAAUCUCUCCUCUGCUCCCCACAACUGCAGCGCCAAGGGCUACAUUUACCAGGAAUCCAUCGCCCUGCCCUGGAAAGUACUACUAGUCAUGCUGCUGGCACUCAUCACUUUGGCCACCACGCUCUCCAAUGCUUUUGUGAUCGCCACUGUGUACCGGACCCGGAAGCUGCAUACCCCAGCCAACUACCUGAUCGCCUCCCUGGCGGUCACCGACCUGCUCGUAUCCAUCCUGGUGAUGCCCAUCAGCACCAUGUACACGGUCACCGGCCGCUGGACGCUGGGCCAGGUGGUCUGCGACUUCUGGCUGUCGUCGGACAUCACCUGUUGCACUGCUUCCAUCCUGCACCUCUGUGUCAUCGCCCUGGACCGCUACUGGGCCAUCACGGACGCCGUGGAGUACUCAGCUAAAAGGACUCCCAAGAGGGCCGCGGUCAUGAUAGCGCUGGUGUGGGUCUUCUCUAUCUCCAUCUCGCUGCCGCCCUUCUUUUGGCGUCAAGCCAAAGCCGAGGAGGAGGUGUCGGACUGCGUGGUGAACACCGACCACAUCCUCUAUACGGUUUACUCCACGGUGGGCGCUUUCUACUUCCCCACCCUGCUCCUCAUCGCCCUCUACGGCCGCAUCUAUGUGGAAGCCCGCUCCCGGAUUUUGAAACAGACGCCCAACAGGACCGGCAAGCGCCUGACCCGAGCCCAGCUGAUAACCGACUCCCCCGGGUCCACGUCCUCGGUCACCUCCGUUAACUCGCGGGGUCCCGAUGUGCCCAGCGAAUCCGGGUCCCCUGUGUACAUGAACCAAGUCAAAGUGCGAGUCUCCGACGCCCUGCUAGAGAAGAAGAAACUCAUGGCCGCUAGGGAGCGCAAAGCCACUAAGACCCUGGGGAUCAUUUUGGGAGCCUUUAUUGUGUGUUGGCUGCCCUUCUUCAUCAUCUCCCUGGUGAUGCCUAUUUGCAAGGGUGCUUGCCGGUUACACCCGGCCAUCUUUGACUUCUUCACGUGGCUGGGCUAUCUCAACUCCCUUAUCAACCCCAUCAUCUAUACCAUGUCCAAUGAGGACUUCAAACAAGCAUUCCAUAAACUGAUACGCUUUAAGUGCACAGGUUGA